CCAAAUCCAAGUGCGUGGGUCCAUAAUUUAAUGCAGCGAUUCAUGUCAGGCUGUUGGGUUCAGGGCUAGAUCUUUUAAGUGUGUUGCGUCGCUAACGUCACUGAGGACUAUGAGCCAUUAAAACGUAAAGCUGGUAAACCAACGCUGAAGACUGCUUCGAGGUAGGAUUGUGGGCGUGUGCGUGUGUGCGACUGCGAGUGUACCGAAACUAGGAGCGUUGUGUCGUCCUCCGGGCUCCCACGGGUCCGCCGCCUGGCCGAUGUGAUCGAGAGUCUUCCCUCAGGCUCUCCAGAGCAAGGCAUGGGGGACAGCCAGUGCCCCGAGAGUGGCGACCCCAUGGGGGCGCUAACCACGCCUCCUCUGGAGGCCUCGUCUCCGCCGGAGGGCCAGCUGAACCACGUGGGCUGGCUGGCGGAGCACAUCGGCAGCCUCCUGCUCCAGCCCGAGUACUCGGACGUCACGCUGGUGGUGGGAGGAGCCCGUCUGCCCGCACACCGCCUCAUCCUCGCCUCCUGCAGCAGCUACUUCAGGGCUCUGCUGUAUGGGGGCAUGCGGGAAUCUCAAGAGGAGGAGGUGGUGCUUCGGGACACUCCCCGAGAGGCCUUCGAGCUGCUGCUGCGCUACAUCUACACGGGGCAGCUGCAGCUGUCCGGGCUCAAGGAGGACGUGGUGCUGGAGGUGCUUGAGCUGAGCCACCUCUACGGCUUCCUGGAACUGGAGGCCGGGGUGUCCCGCUUCCUGGAGCAGGUGCUCGGGGUGCGCAACGUGUGCCGCAUCUACGACCGUGCCUGCCUCUACCAGCUGGGGGCCCUGGCACAGGCCUGCCGCCUCUUCGUCGACCGCCACGCCAUGGCCAUCCUCAACUCGGACUCCUUCCUCAACCUGUCCCCGGUGGUGUUGCGGGAGAUGAUCGGCCGGGACUCGUUCUUUGCGCCCGAGGUGGACAUCUUCCGCGCCGUCUGUUCCUGGGCCGCCCACAACCCAAGCUCGGACCCUAAGCCCAUCCUGGAAAUGGUGCGCCUUCCCCUGCUGACGGUGCCCGAGCUGUUGAAUGUGGUACGCCCCACGGACCUGGUAGGGCCAGACUGCAUUCUGGAUGCCAUCCAGCUCUGCACCGAGACCAGGGAUGCCGACCGCCCCUACCGAGGAAGCCUCUUGCCUGCGGAGAAUGUGGCGAGCGUGUCCCACGGGGCCCAAGUGCUUGCGGGGGAGAUGCGCAGCGCCCUGCUGGACGGGGACAGCCAGGGCUACGACAUGGAGCGAGGCUUCACCCGGCACCCCAUCGAGGACGGGGGGUCUGGCCGACGGACGGGCAUCCUGGUCAAGCUGGGCAGCCCCUGCAUCCUCAACCACCUGGCCCUGCUGCUCUGGGACAGGGACAACCGGGCAUACAGCUACUACAUAGAGGUGUCUGUGGACCAGAAGGACUGGGUGCGGGUGGUGGACCACUCCAAGUACCUGUGCCGCUCCUGGCAGAAGCUGUACUUCAAGGCACGGGUGGUCCAGUACAUCCACAUCGUGGGCACGCACAACACGGUGAACCGGGUGUUCCACGCGGUGUCCCUGGAGUGCCGGCACGUGGGGGAAGGGGCCAUGCCGGAGCUGGAGGAGGGCCUGGUGGUACCUCGGGAGAAUGUGGCCACGGUCUCCCGCUGCGCCUACGUGGUGGAGGGGGUGAGCCGUUCCCGCAACGCCCUCAUCAACGGGGAGACCGGCAAGUACGACUGGGACUCUGGCUACACCUGCCACCAGCUGGGCAACGGGGCCAUCGUGGUGCAGCUGGCGCAGCCCUACUGCGUCGACUCUAUGCGGCUCCUACUGUGGGACUGUGACUCCCGCCAGUACAGCUACUAUGUGGAGGUGUCGGUGGACCAGCAGAAUUGGACCAUGGUGGCAGACAGGCGUCAGGAGCUCUGCAGGUCGUGGCAGCUGCUGCGCUUCCCUCGCCAGCCCGUGGUGUUCGUCCGCAUCGUGGGCACCCACAACACGGCCAACGAGGUGUUCCACUGCGUGCACUUCGAGUGUCCCGCUCAGAGCCUGGAAACGGGCGGCGCCCCCAAGGGACGGCCGGACCAGCGGUCUCCCCCGAACCAGGCCAGCAGCCAGUCGAGCAGCAGUCAGACGCCGUGCAAGGCAGACUCCUAGCCUCGCACGCCCAACGUUGGAUCCCCUCGCAUCUCCAUCGCGACCACAAAGUGUUCUCUAGCAAGCUGCAGACUUUUCGAAAAGAGCUGGAGCCUACAGCAAGCUCGUUGCCCCCGGUGUGUCCCUCCUCCAGACUCUCGUGGCGUGUGCUAACAGAAGCCCCCCGUGUUCUGCUCCAUCCCCGCUGCAACACCUUCCCGGAAACAAACUACCGCGGUAGACAGAAACUGUGCGGGAAGGGCGUCGCCGCACGGAAGCACUAGUCCAGUAGAGCCCACUAACCGACCUACGGCACCCUAGGUGAUAGUCGUUAGAAGGGCACUUUGUUGUCGAGUAAGUCGCCCUGAAAACCGGUGAGUAAAAUUGUGAUUGUAGAAAGCUUG
Ixodes scapularis (black-legged tick) is the source of this 2528-nucleotide messenger RNA. RefSeq names its product BTB/POZ domain-containing protein 9. Gene Ontology annotation, biological process: modulation of chemical synaptic transmission; circadian behavior; adult locomotory behavior. The coding region runs from base 301 to 2145 and encodes 614 amino acids. Lineage: Eukaryota; Metazoa; Arthropoda; Arachnida; Ixodida; Ixodidae. Gene Ontology annotation, molecular function: protein binding. The record is from RefSeq and is a predicted model, not a curated record. The transcript has 12 exons.